AUCAGCCACUAUAUUAUACAUGGUUGUAGGUUUUUCUGUUUUCUGCCGGGAUUUUCCAGCCAAUACUCAACAUUUUCAUUCGCAUUAUGGAAAAGAUAUUCUGAUGCAGUCCUGGUGAUUAUUGUGACCGUUAAAUUUCGAGCAAUGAGAAUAUGUAUUGCUUCAGAUUUUUUCUUUCCCAACAUGGGCGGAGUGGAAGAACACAUCUUCAACCUGUCGCAGUGUUUACUAUCGCGGGGUCACAAGGUGGUGAUAGUCACCCACUCGUAUGGCGAUCGGAAAGGAGUUCGCUACAUGACCAACGGGCUGAAGGUUUACUACAUUCCUAUCAAAGUGUUCUACAACCAGGUCAUUCUACCGACGAUGAUCUGUAACGUUCCCCUGCUGAGGUACAUUCUUCUACGGGAGCGGAUAGAAAUCGUUCACGGGCAUUCGGCGUUCAGUACGUUGGCGCAUGAGGCUAUGAAUGUCGGGCAGCUUCUGGGAUUGUGGUCGGUAUUCACCGAUCAUAGUCUAUUCGGGUUUGCAGAUUUAUCGGCUGUAGUUACCAACAAGUUCCUCGAGAUCUCGCUAGCUAACUGUAAUCAUUGUAUCUGUGUGUCUCAUACUGGGAAAGAGAACACAGUUCUUCGGGCAAACGUUCAUCGGGACAAGGUUUCAGUGAUACCGAAUGCAGUAGAUACAGCUCACUUCACACCUAAUCCAUGCAAUCGUCCCAUGGACGCGGAACGCAUCAAUGUGGUUGUCGUAUCUCGGCUAGUUUACAGGAAGGGAGUUGAUUUGUUGGCGGGGGUUCUACCAAAGCUGAAAUACCUUUCCAAUGUACAUUUUAUCAUUGGAGGAGAUGGACCAAAGCGUGCUCUACUGGAGGAGAUUCGGGAGCGAAACAAUAUGCAGGAUCGAAUGACGAUGCUCGGCGGGUUGGAACAUUCUCAGGUGCGCGAGGUUCUCACGCAAGGACAUAUAUUUUUGAACACAUCGCUGACGGAAGCGUAUUGCAUGGCUAUCGUUGAGGCAGCUUCCUGCGGAUUGCAAGUUGUUUCGACUCGGGUUGGCGGUAUUCCGGAGGUGUUACCAGAUAGUUUAAUUAUACUGACGGAUCCAACGGUGGAAUCGGUUUAUCGUGGUCUGACGUUUGCCAUACGGAGGGAGGCUAUCAAACGACAGAUGGGAUUCGUGUAUAUGAACGGAGAUUUGGACGGACCAGGUCGGAGGGAGGAUUUACGAAUGGGUAGCAUACUGUGCCCCUUCGAAAGGAACAAUGUUGUGGCAAAUUUGUACAACUGGGCAAAUGUGACUGCCAGGACGGAGAAAGUCUACCGGAAGGUACUCCUCGAGUCAGAAUCGACACUCGGACAAAUGCUGAUCAACUGCCUUCGGAGCGGCGUCUGGCCGUUUCUACUAGUCAUUUCGCUGUGCCAUUUGAUGUUGCGGUUUCUGGAUUGGCUCGUACCGCGGAAACACAUUGACCUGUGUCCACUGGAUAACCCGUUUUGGGAAGGUGCCGCCGCCAGUCGUACCCGCCAAUCGUCAUUGAACGAUGUAAAGGUGCAUGUACACCCGAUUCCCAGCAGUUCCGGUAAGGCUUUCUUUCACAGGAAACGUCAUAAACAGCCGUACUCUUCCUGACGACCGCUGACUACCUCUAUGCCGGAGGAAGUCUUUUGAGUUGGGAUUUCUUCUCCCACCUUUAGCCAAAUAUUACCUUCAGUUAAGAUUAUCAACUGGGCUCAAACCAAUGGUGUAAAACAAACAGUUUUGCUAGUAAUACAACAAUUUUUAUAUU
This is a messenger RNA of Topomyia yanbarensis, 1786 nucleotides long. It is a transcript of the gene PIG-A, whose product is annotated as phosphatidylinositol N-acetylglucosaminyltransferase subunit A. NCBI's taxonomy places the organism in Eukaryota, Metazoa, Arthropoda, Insecta, Diptera, Culicidae. Gene Ontology annotation, molecular function: phosphatidylinositol N-acetylglucosaminyltransferase activity. Gene Ontology annotation, biological process: GPI anchor biosynthetic process. The transcript has 5 exons. Bases 145 to 1629 code for a protein of 494 amino acids. Gene Ontology annotation, cellular component: glycosylphosphatidylinositol-N-acetylglucosaminyltransferase (GPI-GnT) complex. The record is from RefSeq and is a predicted model, not a curated record.